UGGGACGUCUUUGGGCCCCGCGGCGAAAGAACGACCCGCCUGCAUAUCCUUGUCAGUCUUGUUUGACAAGCUGUCUGGGAUGCAUUUGAGCCCUCUUCAUAUCCGCAUGAUGGCUAGGUCUGGGUGCUCUUCUGCCUUACGUACAUGUCUGGGAAGGGACUAGGACGAGUCAGCCAUGGGGUUGUUUGACCUGCCGAGAAUCGACAUGUCGUCCGCUGCCAUUCAAUGCGUGCCCGUCAAAAGAAACUUUCUUUUUCCGCUGGGCAUCUUGUAAUAAAAAGUUCAGCUGAGGAAACCCCCGAAACUGCUCAACAAUACCUGCAUCACUCGAACCUAUAUUUACUACGGGGUUGGGUAGCAGGCUCAUUCCAUUCUAGUUCUAGAUCUAGAACCAGUCGUUGAUUCAUCCGUAAAACCGGACGACUGACAUCUCAAUUCAGGAGACGAGACUUUUAUCCUUUGUUGAGCUGCAUUUUUGCAGCGCUUGCUAGCAGCGGCAAUGGAUCAACAACACGCCUUCAGAAAUGACAAAACUCAGCCCUACAUCAUGUUGGAGGAUACGACGACACCACCAAAACUGGCCGAGGCAUACAUGAGGAGAGGCGAAGAUGGAUUCGGAGGCCCGCAGGGCAACUGGGACAACAAUCAGCAGCGGAGACCACACCAGGACGAGUAUGGGCCACCUUCGUCUAGACAGCUGAGCAGCCCGGAGCCAGCGGAUGGAUUCAAGGGAUUUCCGGCGAAAAGGCCGUCGCUGAAAAAGGCCGUGGCGACCAUGCUGCUCCGGUGGCUCAUCGUGCUGCUCCUCAUUGCAGGCAUCUAUGCCGUCCUGUAUACGUUUUCCAGCGAGCCGGUGCUGAGCAAGAAGAGGAAGCGGGUGUUCAACGCCCUCAUCACCGGCUUCUCCAUCGGGCUCGCCCUGAUGGUGGUUAGCUUCAUGAACAGGAUCGUUGGCGACCUGCGCUGGUUCAUCCUGAGCCGGCGGUCUUUUUCGCACGGAAAAGUAGAGGCCAUUUUGCACGCCCACAGCCUGACGCGCAUUACCAAGUUGAUCAUGAAUUCCAAGCGGAUCCCCGUUUUGGCCGUCGCGUCACUCUGGCUCUUCAUUGCGCUGGCUGCCCAGGUUGCCCUCGCCUCGAUCGGUCUUUGUUUCUCGGUCGAAAACUCAGAGGACAAGGCUUUAUUGGUCCCCGGGGACAUCAUGAUUCGCAACAUGACUGCCAUCUCCACCACGUCUUCGUCGGACACACCCGCGGUUCUGAAAAAGGCUCGACAGUACACUGCCAACAGUUUUGGCGUCUUUUCGCAAGUGUACACCGUGGCCGCGCCCGAAAAAAAGCCCGAGAAGGGUGAUCUCUACUAUGCAGACAAUCCGCUUUACUUUUGCGACCCCGAGCUAGAACAGUCCAACUGCUCGUACGUUUUCCACGAGGUCAACCCCAACACCAUCAACAACAACGAUCGUUUGCCCGUCACGGCCGUCACGGAUCGCUCCAUCGAGGUCAACACCGAAUGCCGCGCCUUCCGCGUCCUCGAGGGCGGCAACGGCACCCGGUCAAACAUCACGGUCCAACUGCCCAACAACCAAAUAGGCGUCGUCAACCUGCCGGUCCGAGGCGGACUCGAUCAAAACACGUACAUGACCGACACGCGAAUCGAAUGCGGGCCGCGCUGCGCCAUCGUCACAAUGUUUGAGGCGGCCUACCCCGAUGCGUGGUGGUACAACUGUACUGUUUCUGUGGGCGACGUCGAGGGUGCGGCCCGGCCCGAGGAGAUGGUGGGCGACGACCUGGCCAGGAUGGCUGCUGCUGGUAUCGCCCUGCAGGGGUUCGCCUCGGUGUCUGCUGAUGCGCCUUCGGGCACCCAGAGCAAGGAGACCGAGGUGGUGGUCCAGUCGCAGGUUUACCCUUCAGAGAACCUGUACGGGACACCAUUCAGCGGCGCAGUCAAGACCUUGGCUGCCACCAUGUCGAGGUUCGCCACCGGAGUCAUUGCCAUCGCCGCCGAGAACAACGACGCAAUCGUCCUACCGGGGAUGAUGCCCGAGAUUGGGAACAAGCUCAAGAUGGAGCACUGGCCCAUCAUCCAUGUGAUACUGAUUGCCACAGCAAUCGGGUUGCUCGUGCUUGGUUUGACCGGCGUGUUACUUGCGCACAAGAUUGUCAUUCCAUCGCAGUCGCCCAUUGUCGAGGCUCAGGUGCUCAAGUCCAUGGUCAAGGCCGCCGUCCGCUACACAGAGACGGGUCUCCAGAAGCAAUCGGGAGGCGACAGCACGACGGGAAGGAAAUCGGCCGAGUCGAACCAAGAAAAGUCAAUGUGGAUAUACAAGGACAAGUAUUGUGGAAACGGGAUAUACGACCUCUACAUGGAGGAGGUGACGCCGUUCAACUGAGCGAUUGAGCCUUUUUGUUUCUGGGAUGAGAUCAUGACGAUUGUUUCUUUUUUUUGGGG
Molecule: messenger RNA, 2451 nt
Organism: Pyricularia oryzae 70-15
Lineage: Eukaryota; Fungi; Ascomycota; Sordariomycetes; Magnaporthales; Pyriculariaceae
Exons: 3
Coding region: 500-2392 (630 amino acids)
Source: RefSeq, a predicted model, not a curated record